AUGUCAGAUUGUUUAGCACUGACGAUCGCUAUUGUUGGUACGCUUGCCCCUCUAUUUGCUUCAUGCGACUAUUAUAACAGCACCCUGCACCCACCAGGACCUACUGGAUUCAUCGGCAGCAUCAUCACUCCGACGUUCGUUAAGGCAGCAAAGGACGGCGAAAUCGCUCAACUUCGCUUGCUCACGACCGACGUCAAGAAGCCGAAGAUACAGAAGUACGUUGAAGACGGAGGAGAACAGGUAGAAGCCUUCGGUAUCAACUAUGAUCAGCCGUCGACCCUGGAAGAUGCCCUUCGUGGUGUUAAUGUGCUCGUGAGCGUCAUGGGCGCUGAAGGGGACUACUCGAAGAGGAAGACAGUGCUCCUGGAUGCAGCAUGUCAGUCAGGGGUGGAAGUGUACUUUCCCUCUGAGUGGGGAACGAACCAUAACAGGACUAAACGGUAUCAUCCCAUAUUCGAGGCAAAGAGCCACCACCAUCACGACGCGGAGGCUCGUGGACUGAAGGUGGUUGCUGUAUACACCGGGCUUAUCAUCGAGUUUUGCUUCUGCAAAUGGUUUGGGGUCGACUCUGCUAAGAAUACUUGGGUCAUACCGGGCACCGGUAAUGAGCCUUGCGCAAUGACUUCGUCAGCCGACUUAGGGCCCUACUCGCUAAGAGCUGUACUACUGUCCCACAAUGAACCGGAUAGGAUGCCGUCCCAAUUGGAGAUUUACUCCGAUAAAGGCACAUGGAAUUCAUACGCAGACGCGAUGGAAAAGGUGUCCGGAAACCCGAUCCGACGGGAGUAUCUCUCUCUUGAACAAGCGGUCAAGAACUAUGACGCAGUGAAGGACACGCUGCCUCCGCACAUGCUAGGCCCUUUCCUCCCGAUCCUCACGGCAGAGAAUGCGUUUGAUCAUUCGGAGGAUGGUAUCAAAGUGUUAAAUCCUGAUCAUAAGUUCUUCAAGCCGAAGACUGUAGCCGAGUAUGCUUUGGAGGUGGAUGGUAAACCAUGGCUAAAUUCGAGCCCUUUCGGGUGA
Molecule: messenger RNA, 1020 nt
Organism: Gloeophyllum trabeum ATCC 11539
Lineage: Eukaryota; Fungi; Basidiomycota; Agaricomycetes; Gloeophyllales; Gloeophyllaceae
Exons: 6
Coding region: 1-1020 (339 amino acids)
Source: RefSeq, a predicted model, not a curated record